Molecule: messenger RNA, 1245 nt
Organism: Panicum virgatum (switchgrass)
Lineage: Eukaryota; Viridiplantae; Streptophyta; Magnoliopsida; Poales; Poaceae
Exons: 1
Coding region: 92-481 (129 amino acids)
Source: RefSeq, a predicted model, not a curated record
AACGCCAAAAGAUUCACGAGCUCGAUCGAUCCGCAGAGCCCAAACGCUAGCUCCAGCUCCGACCGAACCAAGAAGUACGGCGGCGCCCGGCAUGCCGUGGUUCCCGGCGGUGCCACCGGCGCUGGCGGCGGCCGACGGCGGCCGGAUCAAGAAGCAGCGCGCGGGGCUGCCGAAGCUGCUGCACAAGCUCUUCAUCAAGGUGCUCCGCCUCCGGCCGGCGUCGGCGGCGGAGGAGUUCUACGGCUACCGGAUGGCGCCGGGCGCCGGCGACGAGGAGUACUGCUACUACUACAGCUACGGCGGCGCGGGCGCGUCGUGGGCCGGCGUGCUCUCCUCCAUCCCGGAGGAGGACGACAGCUCCGAGGAGGGCACGCCCGGCGUCGCCCCCGGCCCCGCCGUGCUCCGCAAGGCCAAGUCGGAGCGCUUCGCCGUCGGCCCGCCCGACGCCGCCACCGUCGUGCACGUCGAGGUCCUCCUCUAGGCCACGGAGCCGGCUCGCUGGCUGGCUGUCGUUGCAAUGGGCGCCCGUAUGAGGGUCCCCCGGCCGUUCGAUCCUGAUCCAACGACGGGUUUUUGAGGGGCCAAGUGCUCUAGCCAUCCUCGCCCAGACACACUCGGAACUCCUGAUCUUAUGGUCCCCCAACCAUCUCAAAGUUCAUCGAACGGCUCCAAAUCAAAGGCGCGAUAGUAUCUUGGCGCCUAAUGUACAGUGACGACAAAGAGGAUCCAAAAAUCUACAGUUUUGUAAAUUUCAAAUUCAAAGUCGGUCUUGUUUGUCCGCCGAAUUUUGUGUACUCUGAUAACAGAAUUUGUCAUAACCAUAAGAAAGUUUGGGUUGUGACUUGUGAGGCGGGAUAAUCGAUCGACGAGGAGCACAAGAUCUUCCAUGAAAGUAAAAAAAAAAAGGUAAAGAGAUAGAGAGAUUAUGUGCCAUCAUAUAGGUUCAUGGGUGUCAACUUUGGGCAGUACAAGUUGCUAUCUUGUUUUGACAUAAUUAGUGAUGUGGGUGUUUAUGUUUAUCCCACAUUAGUGGACACUGUAGCUUAAGCUGGGCGGCUCUUGCUCACAUGUUAUUGUACCCUUUCAGGGGCUUUUCUUGUUUGCGUGUGAUUGAGGGCAGAAGCCGCUCUGAAUUCGCUUUUACUGGCAAAGCAGGCCUUCAUGUGUACAAGUUGUCGAGGAAACUUUUUAUCCACUUCUGUUAUCACAGUUAAAGCUCAAAGUUAUCACAGUGAUCUUGCUCAA